Messenger RNA from Lotus japonicus, 1822 nucleotides. Its product is annotated as probable hexosyltransferase MUCI70. Bases 222 to 1724 code for a protein of 500 amino acids. The transcript has 8 exons. The record is from RefSeq and is a predicted model, not a curated record. Lineage: Eukaryota; Viridiplantae; Streptophyta; Magnoliopsida; Fabales; Fabaceae.
UCUGUGUCUGUCUUCUUCUUCUUCUUCCUCGUCCUUAAGAGCUUGGAAAUUGAGCACGACCGACCAGUGACGAAGGCAUAGACGCAGUAGAUCCUCGAUUCGCCUCCUCUGAUUCGAUUGUUUCGCUUGAAUUACACAUAGAUCUGUUCCUUUUCCUUUGUGUCACUGUCAUCAUAACCUUCACCAUUGCCAGUAAUGAUAAGUUGAAGGAAGAAUCAAAUAUGGAGGUUGAUCUUCAAAAGUCUCUUUCUUCGCGCCUAAAUCGAAGAGGAGACCGAAGUAAUCAAAAUCCACAAGCUAAAGAUUUUGAAAUGGGCUUCUUUUCCUCAGGGAGGGUACCCCAAGAUUACCCCAUGAAGAUUGUUUGGAAGAAAGGGUUUAUUCGAUUGAUUCUUGUAAUAGGGAUCUUGUGGAUGUUACUAAUUCUUAUUGCAUUGUUGUUCCAUAUAUGGUCUUGUCAAUCUUCUGUUUCCUUUUUAUCAGCUAUGUGUAAUAAAGAUAGCAAGGUUUAUACCAUGUUAGACACUAUGGGACUUGUAUCAAAACCUCACAGGUGUCCAAUUCCUCUUUCCAAUGACCCUGAUAAGAUAGUUAUCCCAACUGGAAGAACUCCUGACAAUGAUGUCAAAAAAUUAUUGUAUGUUAUGGAAGAUGAGGUUCCACAUAAUGGUUCUCAGUCAUCUCCUCUGUUUGGAGGCCAUCAAAGUUGGAAACAGAGGGAGCAGAGUUUCGAACUAAAAUCAAAUAUGAAGGUGCACUGUGGAUUUAUCCAAGGUGGUGGUGCUGACAUGGAUCCUUUAGACAUCAAAUAUGUUAAGAAGUGCAAAUUUGUCGUGGCAUCUGGUAUUUUUGAUGGCUAUGACAUCCCUCAUCAACCAUCAAAUAUAAGCGAUCGCUCAAAGAAGCUUUUUUGCUUUCUUAUGGUGGUGGAUGAAGUAUCUUUAAAAUUCAUGAGGGAAAAUAGUACUGUCAAAGAAGACAAUGCUGGUGGAAAAUGGGUGGGAAUUUGGCGACUUGUGCUUCUUAAGAAUCAACCUUAUGAUGAACCAAGAAGGAACGGGAAGGUUCCUAAAAUUUUGACCCACAGGUUAUUCCCUCAAGCACAGUAUAGUAUAUGGAUUGAUGGUAAAAUGGAGUUGAUCGUGGAUCCAUUGCUUAUCCUUGAGAGAUACCUGUGGCGAGGGAAGCAUUCAUUUGCCAUUGCUCAACAUAAGCAUCACCGCAGUAUAUAUGAGGAGGCUGAUGCAAACAAGAGGAGAAAGCGAUAUGCACGGCCCCUUAUUGAUCUACAUAUGAAAAUCUACUAUUAUGAGGGAAUGAAGCCAUGGAGUUUAGAUAAAAAGACUGUUAGUGAUGUCCCAGAGGGAGCCAUUAUCAUUCGCGAACAUACUUCCAUCAACAACUUGUUUAGUUGCUUGUGGUUCAAUGAGGUUCACCUCUUCACUCCCAGAGAUCAACUGAGCUUCGGCUAUGUCGCGUACAGAUUAGGCGAUGCCUUCAAAUUCUUCAUGUUUCCAAACUGUGAAUACAAUUCAAUUUUUGUGUUGCACCCUCACACAAGAGAGCACUCUUCUCCCAUUGAAUGGGUUAAAGAGUUGGAUCAACUUAAGAAGCAUAGCAAUUUAAAAGAAAGUAGGGGAGGAUUAGGCUUGUUUACCCCUUAUCCAGGGGAUCUUGAUUCAGUUGUUCUGCCAAAUGUAACAAGAACAUCAAAAGCUGGCUGACAUUUCUGUUUAUUGUUUUAACAUCUACUCCAAUGAUCUCUUGAUGUUGAUUUUGUUUAAUCUUUUAAUGAAAGUAAAGUAAAAGCUCUUCAAGCUUC